This is a messenger RNA of Cuculus canorus (common cuckoo), 6258 nucleotides long. It is a transcript of the gene CAPN15, whose product is annotated as calpain 15. Gene Ontology annotation, biological process: proteolysis. The transcript has 16 exons. The coding region runs from base 1121 to 4600 and encodes 1159 amino acids. Gene Ontology annotation, molecular function: calcium-dependent cysteine-type endopeptidase activity. The record is from RefSeq and is a predicted model, not a curated record. Gene Ontology annotation, cellular component: cytoplasm. NCBI's taxonomy places the organism in Eukaryota, Metazoa, Chordata, Aves, Cuculiformes, Cuculidae.
UCUCCGCCGCUCCCCGUGUCCUGCCCCUCCACCCCGCUCCGCCGCCUUCCGCUUCCUGCGCGCGGCGCCCCAGGGCCCGCGGUCCCCGCGCGAUUCACGACGGGCGCUGCGGAGGUUGUGCCGGGGCCUCGCGGGGCCCGCGGGGGGCGCUGCGCAGGUUGCGCGAGGGGCGCUGCGCAGGUUGCGCGGGGGGCCCUGCGCGCGGCGCUGCCGGAGGGGCGGGAGGCGGCGGACAGAGGGCAGCGGCGGCGCCUCCGCACCAGCCAGGUGGUGUGGUGCACCCCUCCAGACAUCCCUGCACUCGCAUCCAGCCCUUGGGAGAGCAUGCCUCGUUGCUUGUGGUGAGCUGUCUGCAACCCUUGUCGUGGAGUUCCCGCUGUGCUGCUGAGGUGCUGCAUUACCCGGUACAACAACCGCUCUCGCUGGAAUGCUAAGCAGCUGCUGCGGCCCAGGAGAGUAAGGCCAGUGGUGGGAACAGGACUAUAAGUUCACUUCCAAAGGCUCUGAAACCACGAGUGAAGAACUUGAGUCAACCCAGACCAGUUCCUGUCUCCAAGCUGGACUGUCGCUAGCUGGAUGCUGUGGAAAGGACAGAGCCUUCGGAGCGCUGCGCUUCAAGUGAAUGCCGAUUGAGUGACUUACAAUGUGAGCCUGGUGUGGCGGCCGCUCCUUCCAGCUGGCUGAGUGUGCUGCCGGUGCCUCUCUGCAGAGACCUUCUAGCAUGCUCCUCCGAGCAGGCCACUCCACGGGCGCCAACAGCAGCCACUCGGUUCCAGGGACACCAGGCUGACUUCCUCCCAGCUGGGCGUUGGACCUGCAGAGCAGAGACAGCAUUAGGCUUUGGACAUCUCUUCCUCUGCCUGCAUACAUAUGAAGAGGCAGUGCUGGGCAUUAAAAACAGCUCAAGCCCACUCAGCUGCAGCGUAUGAGUUUCUUCUGGGUUAACCAGAACCAGUUUCAAGGCAGCUGGAAGAAGAUCCUCCCUCCCUUUCUCCAGGGUGCUGGGAUCUUUACCGCAGCCCAUGCCGCAGCGCCUCGCCUGUUCUGCCCGAGCUGCCCGUGCCGCUGGCUUGGACCUAACCUAGGAUAAAUCUCAGCGUGGCCCGGGUAGGGGGGAACCAUGGGGAGCUCUGCCUCGUCGCUGGCUGCAGAGACGGAGUCGGACCAUGGCUUCGGGAGUGCGCCCUACCCGGGGCACCCAGCCGUGGGCUGGUAUAGGAGUGCUCACAGUGGCCCCGUUUGGGAAAGUGCCCUUAUAACACGGCAGCAUCAGCAUUUACACCACCGGGUGCGAAGCCACUCCAACUCGCCUGGCUCCAUGGCUGCCGUCCGCGAGUGGUCCUGCACCCGCUGCACCUUUCUGAAUCCCGUUGGCCAGCGCCAGUGCUCCAUAUGCGAAGCCCCCCGGCAGAAGCCUGACCUCAACCACAUCCUGCGGCUCAGCGUGGAGGAGCAGAAAUGGGCCUGUGCCCGCUGCACCUUCAGGAACUUUCUCGGGAAGGAAACCUGCGAGGUGUGCGGCUUCACCCCGGAGCCGGGGCCCAGCACCUCCCCCUUGCCCGUCAUCAAUGGCAUCUUGCCCAAGCCCACUGUGCUCGUGGAGCCCAAGGGCACGUCCAAGGAGGAGUGUGCCAAGGCAGAAAGCAGCAGCGAGGACUCUGAGGGGAAGAGCCCCGAUGAGGCGGAGCUGGAGAGCGGCUGGGCUUGCCAGCGCUGUACACUGCACAACACGCCGGUGGCCAACUCCUGCUCUGCCUGCGGUGGCCCACGCAAGCUCUCCCUGCCCAAGAUCCCGCCAGAGGCGCUGGUCGUCCCUGAAGUCAUCACCCCUGCUGGAUUUCACAUCGCCCCCUCCACCCCGCAGCCUUUAGUCUCUGCAGAGAUCUCUGAUGGUGAUGCCGUGGCCACCCAAGGCCCAGUGGCUAUGGAACAAGAAGCCCAGAAGGUGCCACCUUUUAGUCCCUUCUCCCCGGGGCUCCAGAACAAUCCUGUUCCCCGGAGCCGUCGGGAGGUGCCCCCCCAGCUGCAGAUGCCGGGCCCCGAAGCCUCCCAGCCGGCAGCUCAGGGCGCAGUGGGGCAGAAGGGCUCUCCGCAGGGUGCGGCCAGGGCUGCCCCCGCUGUCCGCUUCCAGGAGCUGCUGUCCAACAAGCGGCUGAGCGUGCUGGAGGAGGAGAUGGAGGUCUGUCAGUCCCACUGGAAAUGCACCUCCUGCUCCCUGCUUAACUCCGCCGGGGCCAGCAAAUGCGAGGCUUGCAGCACCCAGAAAGGCAGUGACACAAUCAAUCUGGUGGGGGACUCGGUGCGAUUCACCCCCUGCAGCCCCUCCAGCCCUGACUUCACCACCUGGUCCUGCUCUAAGUGCACCCUCAAGAACCCCACCCUGGCCCAGAAAUGCAAAGCCUGCGGCUCCUCCAAGCUGCACGGCUUCCAGGAGCACAGCACACAGGGUGAGCCAUCCCCCCGCUGCCCCGACUGCGCGGCUUCUGACAAGGGUGCCUGCACCUCCUGUGGUGCCAGGGCCCCAUCUGCCCGCAAGGUUGCCCGCCUCUUCCCCUCCCAGCUGCCCAGUGGGCAGGAGAGGCCGGGCCAGUGGGCUUGUCCGGCGUGCACCUUGCUCAACGAGCUGAAGGCCAAGCACUGCGCGGCCUGCCAUACCCCGCAGCAGUACGUGGCCCAGCGCAAGGGCCUCAAGCCCCUGAAGAGGCGCGAGAGCAUGCACGUGGAGAAGAGGCGGCAGACGGAUGAGGGAGAGGCCAAAGCCCUGUGGGAAAACAUUGUGACCUUCUGCCGAGAGAACAAAGUCAAUUUUGUAGAUGACAGUUUCCACCCUGGGCCCAAGUCCGUGGGAUUCCCAGAAGGUGACAGCGUGCAGCAGAGGGUGAAACAGUGGCUGCGGCCCCACGAAAUCAACUGUAGCAUCUUCAAGGACCGGACAGUGAAGUGGUCGGUGUUUCGAACCCCCAGGCCCUCUGAUAUCCUUCAGGGACUGCUGGGAAACUGCUGGUUCCUGAGUGCCCUGGCCGUGCUGGCUGAGCGGCCGGAGCUGGUGGAAAGGGUGAUGAUCACGAGGACGCUGUGCCCCGAGGGUGCUUACCAGGUGCGGCUGUGUAAGGACGGCACGUGGACCACAGUGCUGGUAGACGACAUGCUGCCAUGUGAUGAGUGUGGAUACCUCCUCUUCUCGCAGGCCCAGAGGAAGCAGUUGUGGGUCGCCCUCAUUGAGAAGGCUCUGGCCAAGCUUCAUGGUUCGUACUUUGCCCUCCAGGCGGGGCGUGCUAUCGAAGGCCUGGCUACACUAACGGGUGCCCCCUGCGAGAGCCUGAUGCUGCAGGUCAGCUCCACUAACCCUCGCGAGGAGCCCAUUGACACUGACCUCAUCUGGGCCAAAAUGCUGAGUUCUAAGGAGGCUGGGUUCCUCAUGGGCGCGUCCUGUGGUGGAGGCAACAUGAAAGUGGACGAUGUGGCCUACGAGAGCAUGGGUCUGCGUCCACGGCAUGCCUACUCUAUCCUGGAUGUACGGGAUGUCCAGGGCUUCAGGUUGCUGCGGCUCCGAAACCCCUGGGGCCGCUUCUCCUGGAAUGGCAGCUGGUCGGACGAGUGGCCGCACUGGCCUGCUGCCUUGCGUCACGACCUGAUGCCCCAUGGCAGCAGCGAGGGCGUCUUCUGGAUGGAGUACAGCGAUUUCAUCAAGUAUUUUGACUCCGUGGAUAUCUGCAAGCUCCAUUCGGACUGGCACGAGGUGCGUGUGCAGGGCAUGUUCCCCAACAAGGCCAACGGGCCGGUGACGGUGACAUCGCUGACGGUGCUGGAGCGUGCUGCCCUGGAGUUUGCCCUCUUCCAGGAGGGCAGCAGGCGGUCGGACACGGUGGACAGCCACUUGCUGGAUCUGUGCAUCAUGGUUUUCCGGGCCACCUUCACCAGCGGGAACAAGCUGAGCCUGGGCCGGCUGAUGGCUCACAGCAAACGAGCCGUCAAGAAGUUCGUCAACUGCGACGUCAUGCUGGAGCCGGGCGAGUACGCUGUCGUGUGCUGUGCCUUCAACCACUGGAGCGCUGCGUUGGCCGGCUCCACCGCCGUCCAGGCAUCCAGUCCCACCAGCAGCCGCCCAGCCACCGAUUAUUCCAGCUAUAUCCUAGCCAUCUACAGCUCCCGCCUGGUGAUGGUGGAGCAGGUAGAGGCGCAGCCCACCACGCUGGCGGACGCCAUCAUCCUGCUGACUGAGAACAAGGGCGAGCGGCACGAGGGCCGCGAGGGGAUGACCUGCUACUACCUGACACAUGGCUGGGCAGGACUUAUUGUGGUGGUGGAGAACCGGCACCCCAAGUCCUACCUGCACGUCCAGUGUGACUGCACUGACAGCUUCAACGUCGUCUCCACGCGUGGCAGCCUCAAAACACAGGACAGCGUCCCCCCCCUGCACAGGCAGGUGUUGGUGAUCCUCUCCCAACUGGAGGGUAAUGCCGGCUUCUCCAUCACCCACCGCCUGGCGCACCGCAAAGCCGCCCAGGCCUUCCUCAAUGACUGGAUGUCGACGAAGGGCACCCACAACCCGCUGCUCACGCCCGAGGUCGCCGGACUCCAUGGCCCGCGGCCCCUAUGACGAAGCGCCUCCCCCUCCCCACUCCGCUCCCCCAUUAUUUUCCCCGAGCCCCUGGCCCGGGGUGCUGCCCUGAGCUGUCCAUGCUGAGCCGUGAGGCAGAGCUGGAGCAUCCCAGCCAGCACUUUGCCCUGCGCCUUUGGGCUGGGGCGAGCUCUCAGGCCCAGGACCAGCUCUGCCUGCCGCCCUGGCACCGUUGCCCCCCUACGCACUUUAUGAGGAGCGACUGGGGCCAUGGGGCCAUCUCAGGAUCCCACCUGCCCCAUCCCUGCGCUGGGCUCGGUGCCCUCGGCCGGGCACGUGACGGGGAGCUGCGGGAGAAGGGGGCUGGGGGUCACUGUCAAGGCCCUUCCCAGGCUCCGUGCUCAGGACUCUGCCCCCUCCCGCGGUGCCAGGGUCCUGGCACUGCAAACAAAAACAUAUACCUCUGACGUCUGUCCGUCUGUGUGCCCCUCCGUCUGUCCCUGGGCCCUUCCAGCUGUCUCAUUCCCCACAUCGUCCGCUGCCAGGACCUACAUGGCGCCAAGGUACCAUAGCCAGGCAGGGGGGGAAUGCAGCGGUCACCCUGCUGCAGUGCUGCUCGUGCCAGCUGCUCGUGGCGGGGCUCCUGGCCCCCCAUCCAUCUCGCCCAUCCUGGUGCUGGGGCUGGGGAGCAGAAGGUGCUGAGUUGCUUUAGAAAGCAGCUGCCACUGGGGUUUCACUGCACCUCGGGGUGAGAUGUGGAGGUGCCCUCCUGCACUGGAGUGGGGCUGCGGGGCGAUGUUCGGGGGCUGUGAUAGUGAGGACCCCCCUCAACUCCUCACCCAAGCGUUACUAUGCAAAGGCGGCCACUGGAAGCAGUGCCUGGAGAGAAGCCAUGCGCCCUGAGCUGCGCGCAGACCCCGCCACGCUGGUGGAGGCCAGGGGCAGCGGGUGCGGAAUUGGGGCUCGGGGAGCAGCUCCUCGCGGCUUCACCCCUUGUCCAUGUGUGUGGAGGGAAGGAGCCAUUUGGAGAGCAGGGGAAGUGGGGAGCGCAAGGCAAAGCUUUGCAGGAGCCUUGGGGUGCUGCUGGUGCCAGCGGGGGCUCCGUGGUGGGGCUGAACCCAUGGUUUCAGGGCAUCGUGGCUCUCUGGCUCGAUGUGGGCCUGUAUGUGUGUGUGUGUAUGUGUUCAUGUGUGUGCGCACAUGUGUGUGUGUGUAUUUUGGGGGCCCUGGCAUUGCCUGCUCCUUCCCGUGUGGCCCCGCAGGGUGGUGGGAGCUGCUGGGUCCCCAUGCUGGGGGCAGCCUGCACCCCAGCGCCGGGCAGAGCAGUGGGGUUUGCCCAGCGUGUCUGUCUGUCUGUCCCACCCUGGGGGAGCCUGGGGGGCUGCGCUGGCCCCUUCCCGGCCCCCCUGGCCAGGGGAGUGAAGCUCUGUCUCUGGAUUUGUUUGUUGUCCUGUUUUCCCUCUUCCCUGCUCCUUCCUCCACCGGAUGAUUUGUCCUCCCCAUUUUUCUCUCUCCCUUUCUGUCUUUCUGAGCUGUGAAUAUUUUUAACCCUGUAAAUACUGUCCAGCUCUUCAGAAACAUAGGAUAUUUUAUCAAUUGUAAAUCGGAGCAGUAAUCCCUGUAUGAUACGGAUUAUCCAGGGGUGGGGUUCAAACUCAGGUUCUGACGGACCAAAUAAAGUUUUGUUUUUUACGGAA